Molecule: messenger RNA, 1221 nt
Organism: Pochonia chlamydosporia 170
Lineage: Eukaryota; Fungi; Ascomycota; Sordariomycetes; Hypocreales; Clavicipitaceae
Exons: 2
Coding region: 1-1221 (406 amino acids)
Source: RefSeq, a predicted model, not a curated record
AUGGCGUCACUUGUCUUUUGUUGUGCAGACAUCAAGCCUUACCGGCCCCAGUAUCUCUCUCACGAGAGCAAAUUCACGUCCUUCCUGUCGUGGGCUGCCUUUCCAAGAGAAUCCGCCCUCAGCACUAACAAAGACGAACCUGACGUCGUUGAUCUUGCACCAUUUGCCGUCCAGCUUGUCCGGCAGAAGAACUAUGGCAGCCUGGAGUCAAAGAAGUAUUUUGUUCCUGCCAAGAACAGUAGCAACGAUUUUAUUGAGGUAGCAGAGGACGACCUGAUUCGAGCCAACUUUGAGAAACUGAAUUCGUAUAAGAACUACAAGUGUAAAACACAUGACAAGUUUUUCGAGGUCAACAUUUACCAAAAGGACCCGGUCAACAUACAUCACUGGCGGGCGACGUUGGCAAGACCUGCUCGUGAUAUUGACCUGGGUGAGCGACCGAAACGUCCUCAAACAGACGAUCCGUCUAACUUGAGGUUGCUUACGACUCCGGUAGCUGCUAAAGGCAGCGCUAUUGGCAACAACGAGGGGACUGGUAAAAUUGAGACCUUGGGAGGAACAGAUGCGUUUACGCCUCCCGCCGAAAUCUUGCACUUACACCAAGUACUGAGGGUAAUCUUUAACCUCAAUACCCAUACCCCUGGGAAAGGCAAACUUCUGAGUCUACUUGCCUUUAACGAUUUGAAAUCAGGGCUUGCGUCCAUCGGGAAAGAUCUCAAUCUGGAUCUUAACCCGACAUGGUCACAAAACCUGAAUGCAGCGGAAAUCACGGAACUCACCAUGAACUGCGGCGAAGAUACCUUGCUGAAAGCUUCUCAUGCGCAGCGACAAGCUAUUCAAGCGAAUUUGACGACUGCCUUUCAAGAUGCUCUACGGUCAAACGUUGGCAGCAAUGGCAAUCGUGACCAGCUAAUUCAGAUCCUUCGGGAGACUUCGCGAAGCAACGGUAUUGGUGAUGACUGUAAAUGCAUGAUCCGCUCUGCUCUUGGCGUCGUUGCAGGCGAUGAAGGAAACUCGGCAUCGAACCAGGAUGACAAUGGCCAAGAAGAGCACACGGCGUCUCGUAUGUCAGAGCAAGAAUGCCGAGAGGAGGAAGAAGACAUUCUGUCGAGGUGGCGGGCUUUCGAUUUGGAUUGCGACAGGUACGACUAUGAGCUAGAAGAGCGUGACUACACAGCCUGCGAUAAAGAGUGUGGUUAUUGUGGUAAAUGUGAUUACUAG